Thalassophryne amazonica is the source of this 2014-nucleotide messenger RNA. RefSeq names its product family with sequence similarity 241 member A (gene fam241a). The record is from RefSeq and is a predicted model, not a curated record. Lineage: Eukaryota; Metazoa; Chordata; Actinopteri; Batrachoidiformes; Batrachoididae. Gene Ontology annotation, cellular component: intracellular membrane-bounded organelle. The transcript is spliced from 3 exons. Bases 23 to 433 code for a protein of 136 amino acids.
GACGUUCAGCCUUUGGUGGAGAAUGUCCGUUGGCUUGUCGUCUGUGAAAGAGAAAUGUGCUUCUGUGCCGUUACAGGAAAGAGGACGGCACCGGCACCAGAUCCUUGAAGGAUUUCUGGGUCCUGCUGUGGUCAAACCUCAGGACAGCCAGGGUGAUGGCAGCAGUACCCGAGGUGAACUUUCCACAAAGCCCGUGGACACCUGGAGCGCCCGCACGGAGCCUGAGCUGGAUGACUGUGAGAGGCUGGGAACUCUGUUUGGAAUGAUGAACAAGUGCCUGCGUGGUUUGGGCUUCAGCCAAAUGUACUUUGGGGACAAGACUGUGGAGCCGAUACUGAUUGUAUUCUUCUGGGUGCUGCUGUGGUUCCUGGGGAUCCAAGCCCUGGUAUUGGUAGGAACUCUGUGUAUCAUCAUUAUUUAUAUGCAGAAGUAACAGCAGUCGUUUGUGCUUCCACGUGCAGUGUCAGGAUGGAAUCAGGAUCUAGUGGAUCUGUGCUGUUAAACUGGAAGCCAUCAGAAGGGCUAGACCUCAGUGAUAAUUCUUGCUUUUAAAAAUUUAAAAUAAAUCCGGCGCUGGACUGUAUGACUGGAUUUUCUCCAGCCACAUCAGGAGCAGUGCUGUUUCUGGCAGCUGAUGUUAAUUCAGCUAGAACAAGGAAGCCAGAACGGGUCUACAGCAUGCAAAAUGUUGUCUUAGCCAGUGUGGUGGGUUUGUGACACUAAAACUCCUUCAGUGUGUGCUACACUCAGGUGUUCUAUUGCUUUACAACUUUUAAAGAAUGUAUCAAAGUUCAUCCGCAUCCCUCAUUUAUUGUCAUAAGACCAACACAUCAAUCAUUGUGUUUAAAACUUUUGUUUGUCCUUCUCUGUGUAAACUACUGAACAAAAGCCAAGUCACUUGCAAGGAAUUAGACUAGAAUUGUGUUGUAAUGUUAGAUAUUUGAAUGUGAUAGGCUUGGCAGGGCAGCUGAAUGUCCUUCACAAUAAAAGCACUUUACCAUCAGAGCAGCUGCACUCACAGUGCAGCAAAAGCUUUACUCCAGACGGCAGCAACACAAGAGAAUACUGUUUAAAAUCUAACUACAUUUAAUAAGUAGUAAUCAGUGAUCUAAUAGGUUACUGACUUAUUUUGUUUCACAAUGGCAAAGAUUAAUUCAGGUGUAUGGUAAUAAAAAUGCCCUUUGGAUUUGAGUCAGUAUCACUACACUAAGGUAGUAAUGGAACGUGGUGCCACUGGCACCGUGCUGUUCAGCCCGUUAUAAAUAAAUGCUGCAGUGACUGUGUCGCUUCGGCCAGUGGCAUGUUUAGUCAACAUUCAUACAAAUCACUGGAAAAUGUCAGAGGCUGAGACACACCUGCAUUUCUAACAACCAGAUGUGAAAAUGUCAGCAAAUGGAUCAAUUUUACAGUGAAAGAAAGCAAUACAAUUUUGACAUUGAAGAAGCAAGAGUCAAAGUUGCACUUCUUCAACAGACACACACAGAGCGCAGGCUUGUUGGUCUGGGAUUGGUGCCAUUUUGGUUUCUAUUUGUGUACACAGAUGAGUCUACUCCUUGUUACAGUUGGUAACAGGUGUGUGCCAUGUAAAGCUCCUAUGUGCCUUCUUAAAAACUCUUCUUUCGUCAAAUAUUGUUGCGUCAUAUCAGGUAGAGAUCGGGCUGUGUUUUUGGUGUGCUGCUGCUCACUCUUUCCCCGUCAUUUGUUUGUGAUUGUGAAUUUUAUUCCCCACUGUAAUGUUUACAGUGCGCAUUCAGAUUGGGCUUUUCCUUCAUCUGAAUUUUCUUUUUUCUUCUUCCUCUUCAUUUUUUACUGGCUCAGCAGUUAAAGCCAGUUAUUUUAGUCAGUUAUAGUUUAAAAAAAAAAAAACUUUAUAGUUUUCAUGGCAGUGAGUUCUUUCCAAGUUCAUAGAAUGUCCAGUAAAAGUUGUUGUUGUUUCUUCUAUGAUGUCAAAAUGCCUGUCUACAAAUCAUUUCUCUGUCUGUUUAGUUGGGUGCCAAUCAUGGCACCCGUGGGG